This is a messenger RNA of Trichoplusia ni (cabbage looper), 3669 nucleotides long. RefSeq names its product bumetanide-sensitive sodium-(potassium)-chloride cotransporter-like. The coding region runs from base 412 to 3420 and encodes 1002 amino acids. The transcript is spliced from 19 exons. The record is from RefSeq and is a predicted model, not a curated record. Gene Ontology annotation, molecular function: sodium:potassium:chloride symporter activity. Gene Ontology annotation, cellular component: membrane. Lineage: Eukaryota; Metazoa; Arthropoda; Insecta; Lepidoptera; Noctuidae. Gene Ontology annotation, biological process: potassium ion import across plasma membrane; cell volume homeostasis; chloride transmembrane transport.
CCCGGGAUUACAAGACAAAACAAAAUCUAGAACGUUAUAAUUAUUGGACAGUUACAACCACGUUAACUUUCCGCUCGACACCGAAAUGUAAACACAAAAUAACUUCACAGUGCAUCCGUGUAUGAUCGAUUGUUUUGUUAAACGACCAUGCUAACAAGACUCUCAGAUGGAUUAAAAAAGGUCUUAUGCCAAUAAAGAUAUUGACGCAUAAACGAAGUGUAGGGGUCUAGUUACAUUUGUCGCGAAGUCUGUGGAGUAACCGGUGCAGUGUGGUGUGGAGGCAGUUGGUACGAGUCGGCGGCCGAGGGUGACCACGAGAAUACCAACGGAUUAAUGAACUAGAAUUGGAACGCGAUUUAGUGACGAGUGAAUCUGUUGAUCUGAAAUUACGUUAUUUUACAUGUUUCGGCGAUGAAUCCACGGGGCCAGCGUAAUUCUGAAGAAGUCGCUUUACGACGGCGUUCUGUGGAAAUCGGUGGCUAUUAUUACCGAAUAUCCCACCAAAUUGGCGACGAUCCGGAAGCACUCAAAGUAAACCCAACUCCAGAACUAACCACUUUUGGAGGCAUUAAAUUAGGAUGGGUGCAGGGUGUGUUGAUACCAUGUCUGCUGAACAUCUGGGGCGUGAUGCUGUUCCUGCGUAUCUCGUGGAUCGUGGCGCAGGCCGGGAUCGCGUAUUCCGUCGUCAUCAUCUUCAUCUCUGGCGUAGUCUGCGUCAUCACCACACUCUCCUUGAGCGCUAUUUGUACGAACGGGGAACUACAGGGAGGAGGAGUUUAUUUCCUGGUAUCUAGAUCUCUCGGCGCGGAACUCGGUGCGUCCGUAGGGAUCAUAUUCGCGUUCGCCAACGCUGUGGCGGCAAGCAUGAACACCAUUGGCUUCUGUGAUUCCCUCAACGAGUUACUCAAGUCUAAGAACAUGACAAUUAUAGACAAUGGUCCCAAUGACACCAGGAUAGUCGGUGCGAUAGCUCUUUUCGUCAUGUGCAUUAUUUGUGCUGUUGGUAUGGAUUGGGAAACCAAAACACAAAAUUUUUUGAUAACUAUAAUAGUUACUGCAAUAAGUAACUACAUACUGGGUGCGAUCCUUGGUCCAACAACAGAUGAAGAACUAGCUCAAGGAUUCGUAGGGCUCAGUGUGGACAGAGCUAAAGCGAAUUGGUUGCCGGACUACCGGUUCAGCGAGGGCGAGUUCUACGGCUUCUUCAGCGUGUUCGCGAUAUACUUCCCCGCGGUGACCGGGGUGCAAGCCGGCGCCAAUAUAUGUGGUGAUCUCAAGGACCCAGGGACUGCCAUUCCUAAGGGCACACUCAUAGCCCUCGGUAUAUCGAUAACGACUUACCUGGUGAUGGCAUCUCUGUCCGGCGCGGGGGCAUUGCGUGACGCGUCCGGCGUUGUGAACGAUCCAGCGGUCGACAGCUGCAAACCCAACUGUCCAUACGGUCUUCAUAACAACUAUCAAAUAAUGCACCUGAUGGCGUUCUGGAGCCCUCUCAUCUACGCCGGCUGCUGGGCGGCAACGCUUUCCACUGCCCUCACUAACCUGCUAUCAGUGCCCCGCUUGAUCCAGGCUCUAGGCCUCGACCGCGUAUACCCCGGACUAAUAUUCUUCUCGAAGCGUUACGGCAAACACGGAGAACCUUACAGAGGAUACGUGCUUGUUUUCUGUGUUUCAGUGUCAUUUUUGCUCAUUGCGGAUUUGAAUAUGAUAGCGCCACUGAUCACCAACUUCUACUUAGCAUCGUACGCACUCAUCAACUUUUGCACCUUCCACGCGGCCUUCUUCAAACCGAUCAGCUGGCGGCCACGAUUUAGGUUCUUCAAUACAUGGUUGUCGCUGGGGGGCUUCGUACUGUGCCUAGCUAUAAUGAUGGUGAUCAGCUGGGUGAUGGCGUUGCUCACCACGUUUAUAUUCAUCACUCUAUACCUUCUGGUAUUGUACAGGAAACCAGAAGCAAGCUGGGGCAGUAGCACAGAAGCACAACGUUAUCAAGAGACGAUCACCAGUAUAUUAAAUAUAUCACAUCGCACGGCGAAUAUCAAAUCGUUUAACCCCCAGCUGCUAGUGCUGGCGGGGAAGCCGGGGUCGAGACCUUGGCUACUCGACAUGGGAGGUCUCUUAACGAAAGUUGGAUCAUUUAUGCUCGUGGCGGAUAUUGUAACUACCAAACUGACAUUAGCUGAGCGACAAAAAAGACGCCUUGCGGCUGAAGAAAUCUAUCGCAAGGAAAAGUUCCGCGCGUUUUAUAUUUUGUUGCAAGAGUUCAGCUACGAGCAAGGUAUCCUAGCUCUGUUGCAAGCCGCCGGCAUCGGCAGGAUAGCGCCGAACGUUCUACUGCUGGGCUACAAACACAACUGGACCGUCAGUUCACACGAAACGCUCCUCACUUAUUAUCGUAUGAUUCGUGCGUCCUUCAAGUUUGGGAUGUCAGUGUCGAUCUUGCGCGUGCCGUCGAACAUGCGGCUGCCUGAUUCGUUGAUGGUGGCACGCGGUGCGAACCUGGACACUAACUCUGUGGGGCGCGACGACGAGGACUCGACCAGCGUGGUCCGCGGGCCGGGUCGGGGUCCGGCGGCGGGGCCCUCGUUUGUGGACACCGGCGAGCAACCGCUCUCGCAAGAGAGCCCGCACUCGCGCGCCGUCACCGUCAUGAACUCCGACUCCGACCUCGAGAUAGACAGCCCCCUGCGCUACGUAGCCGACGACCAGAUGCCGGAAAGCGUAGGUAGUUUUGCUUACAACCUUAUAUGGCAGUACCUGUUACGUUUUUUGUUUCAAGAGUCGGCUUUAAAUAUACAUCUCAGUCAAAGUGCUGCAUCGUCCACGCAAUCCAACAAAUCCAGGAUGUCAGCCCGGCAGCUAAAUUACAAGCAUUUCAAUUUUCACAGUACCAGCGUUUUGGAUGUGUGGUGGCUGUUUGACGAUGGCGGCAUGAACAUUCUGCUGCCAUACAUAAUAGCUCGUCGAUCUGGUAAAGAGAAAAUGAAUAUGAGGGUAUUUGCUCUACCCCGGGGUAAUCAUAGAAGGACAACGGAAGACGAAGUGGCGAAACUUCUGAAGUCGUUUCGCAUCGAAUAUUCAGAACUUAUAUUGAUUGAAGGUUUAAGCGAGAAGCCAUCUGACAACACAUGGAAAUUCUUCCACAGCACAGUAAUCAACCACAGGUGUUCCGGUGACGACGAACUUCUUUUAUCGGAUACUGAAGCCAUGAGGCUACAUGGCAAGACAAGCAGAUACCUGCGUCUAAGGGAACUGUUGAUAGAAAACUCUUACGGAGCAGAUCUCAUCGUGAUGUCGAUGCCUUUCACUAGAGAGGGUACGUCAGCCACAAUGUAUAUGGCUUGGCUGGACAUCAUGAGUCACGACAUGCCGCCAACGCUGUUUGUGCGCGGCAACUCCACUGUGGUCAUCGAUGGCUGAGCAGAUUUGACUCUUAUAGUAAUAAAAAUGGUCGAUAUUACUGAUUCGAGCGCUAGGUUGCUCAAUAUAUGAUCGUGUAUACGAUCAAUUAUGCUGUAAAGAUAAAUAAUUUUAUGGUCACUGUGACUCGGAAGUUUAUUCUAAAGAAUCAGAACAUCAAAAACCAUAUAAACUGUACAAUGUAAUGUAUCUACAUAUGUUAUUAUGUAUUAUACUGGAGUUAAAAAUAAAACUAUUCUUUUAAAUAUA